CUUCCGGUUGGUUGUUAGAGACGCUCUUAGGCUGUGAGAGGAGUGAGGGUUUCACUUUCAUGAUGCGGGAGAUUAAUUUCAAUCUGUGUUCCCCGUUGUGGGUCCUGGCAGUGGGAAGGAAGUCCCGGGACUCGGCCGUUUGACUCAAGCUGUCAGAGAUGGAGUGGCAGGGAGAGUUCCUUCAAGACCACUGCUUUGCAGGCUGCGUGUUCAGCGGCGUGCCGGGGGACCUGGAGAUCCAGCAAGCGCUGCAGGAUACCGAGGAGAAGCUGAAGCUGAAUGCCUUGUGCGUCGAGCAGAGCCUGAAGGAGCUGCAGGUGGAGCUGAGCGGCGUGUGGAGUGGAGAGAGGGGGCCCGGCACUGCCGACUGGCGCAGCCCCUGGAGCCUGAGCUCCCUGAGGCCCACCUGCACCGGGCGCCAGGCCCUGCUGGACUUCCUCCGAGCACUGCAGCACUUCCUGAAGACCGAGCGGGGCCAGGAGGACGUGGUGCUCGAGCUGCUGCUGGACGUCUCGUCCCAGUGCGGCGUGUCUUUCCCCACCACGGCCGCCGCCGCCCCCUCCUCGCCGCUGUCCUCCCUGCACGCCGUUCGGGAAGAGGCCUGCCUGGACGUCCAGUCUGCCUGGGACGACGUCCGGCUGCAGCUGCGGCGCCCCCUGCUGGACCGGCUGAGCGGCCGCGAGGACCUGCUCGCCCUGAGCGGGCUCCUGGAGCCCCGCCUGGUCCUGCGGUUCCUGAGCGACGCGCACCUGGGCCCCCUGUCCCGGGAGGUCUCCUCCCUGCUCGAGAGGCUGUCCGAGCCGCCGCCGCCCCCCAAGGACGGCGCGGGGCCCGCGGCGAAGACGGGGAAGAGCUCCGGCAGGGCGAAAGCCGCGGUGCUCCCGGAGCAGCCCAGGAAAGGGAGGAACAUCUGCCUGACCUCACAUCAGCUGAGGCUUCUCGCACAGCUCACGGAAACUCUGCUGUGCAUAGAGAAGAGGACAGAGGAGCUGACUGCUGACAUCUCUCCUCUUAACUGUGCAGGAGAGGCUCCUGGCAGUGAGAGAGAUAUGAGGAAGACUAGCGAGGAGCUGGACACAGCUGCUGCAGAGGGCAGCAAGCCCCACUGUGACCAGCUUCUCCAGGCCAGUGAGCCCGCUGGGCUGCGGUUUGACUGGCGGUCAGCGCUGAAGGAGCUGGCGGCGCCCGUGGCCCACGGCGUGAAGGUGGUCCUGGAGGAGCUGUGCUCCCACAGCCUGCAGCAGGAGGAGGGCGGGCGCCGCGGGCUCAUGGCUGAGUGGGACGUGCCGCAGGAGCGGGCGGCCCUCCUGUGCAGCCGGGAGGAAGAACCUCCAAAGAAGAUCGCCAAGUUCUGUGCUGACGUCAUGCAAGAGCUGGACGCGCUGCUCCCGUUAGCCUUGGCGUGCCGGGAGGGCUUCCAGCUGGAGAUCAGGGCGGCCUUCGUGGACGCCUGCAGCAAGGCGGCGGCAGCGCUCCUGGCGCGGCUGGGGGAGAGGAGCAGAGAGGUGCCCCGGACGGCGCCCACGCGGAACCUCCACACCUCGCUCUCCACGGCCGUUUACGUCCUGCAGCGCCUGGCGCAGUACGAGACCCUUCUGAAGGACAGCGCCCGCCAGCCUGUCUUCCUGCUCACCCUACAGCAGUACCGGGAGCUGGUCGGCGCGCUGCAGGUCCAGCUCACCGGCCACUGCGUCAGGACAUGUGCCACCAGCAUCUUGCAGGACGCCGAGAGCCACUUCUGGUGCGACCCCAAGCCCUUCUAUGAGGGUGAGAGGUGUUCCUUUUCCAUCCAGAUGUGGCACUAUUUCCUGUCGGCUCUGCGCUGGGACCUCUGGAAUGUGCUGCCUCCCAGUCUGGCCCAGGACGUCCUGGCUCAGGUUCUGACCCAGACCCUGGAGAUCCUAGUGCAGAGGUAUUCCCAGGCCUGCCCGACCUACAGCAGGACCCUACAGAUCAGGGCCGACAUCACUGCGGUGCUGCUGUGCGCCGAGAGCCUGCUGUGGGGGCUGUGCAGCAGCCCCGGGAAGCUGCUGUGGCCGGACCGAGACCCCUGCCCCCGGCUCUUCUCCAUCCACAGCCUCUGCAACCAGCUGCUGGCCGUGCUGGCCGUCGUCACCUCGCCGCUCCGGGCCCUGUUUGAGACGUUUCGCAGAGGCCCUGAGGACCUGUCGUCGCUGUCCGCCGCCGGACCCUCCGGCUGCCCUCCCCUGCAGUGGCUGCGCUUCGUCAAGCCUUCGCUCUUCUCGCGGCAGGAGAUAUUGGCUGCAGAUGAAAUAUCUUCCCAGCUUCAGCUGAAAUUGAUGUUAUCGCAGCCGAGUUGUAAUCCGAGGUUACUGCUACAGACUCUACUUCAGAGUGACUGUCUGCUGCUGCGAGUGUUGCUCAACACAUAUUUCAGCAGCCGGGGUGAUGAUCUGGAUUCGACAGACUGCCUGAAUGAUGCGGAAAUGUUCCUGGAGGCGGUGUUCAUGGUGCUCAGCAGUCUAAAUGACGUGCCUAGGUCUCUCGCUACAGUGCUAGAGAGCUAUUUUGAUAAAAUGCACCUGUGGGAGCGUUUGCAUAACUUAUCAGAUGCCAGCAAAGCAGAGCCGAGGGUGUUGAAGUGUCUGAGAGCCGCUGUCUCUAAGCCCGUUCUGGAUGCAGUCCAGCACCUCGUCUCCAUGGUGAACGCAUGGCAAGACGCUGAGCAUCAUGGGACACACCCGCACAAGCACAUGGUUCCGGAAAGCCUGCUCAAUAAAAUCCCAAGGGAGUGGGCUUACACACCCCGAGAAAUUAAAAGGAAGCAGACUGGGAAAAGCUUCACGCAGCUGGUGGCCCAGGCCGUGUGUUUCGUGUUCACCAACCUGCCCUCCCUGGUGGCGUCCCUCCCUGCGCCAGUGAGGUACCUCUUCUGCGUGGCGGAGAGCCGGCUGGCCCGCGGCGAUCGGCAGCCGCGGCCGGCAGGGCUGCUGGUCUGCAGCUGCGUGGCCACCCUGUGCCACACUCUGGAAGAUGGCGACGCCCUGGAGCGGCUGACCGAGGCCGCGCUGGACCGCUGGGGCAAGGAGAAGCUGGGCCUGCUGAGCGAGUGCCUGCAGGGCGUCUUGGGGCAGCAGAGGGGCGCCCCCAAACCCGCCGUGCAGAAGGUCCUUCAGCACCUGGAGGCACAGAGACCCAGGUGGCUGGAGAUCCAGUUGCAGAAGGCAAGGAGGCUGAGCACUGAGGCUGCAUUUGAACCAGCAGAAAGCAUUGUGGUGCGACAGAAAGGCAGCGCGCCUGAACUGACUGAGCAGAAAAUAGGCAUGAUGGUCCUGGAUAUCUGCCACAAACCAGGUGGCAGCGAGUACCUGAGGCAAAUUUAUCACAUCAUCCAACUCAAUGAGGAGCUUUUGAGUUUCCAACUCACUGCGGCGGCAGACACUCCACAAAGACCAUUAACCUUAAAUCUCACGGCUGCAGAUCGGCUUCAUCUGUCUUCUGUGUUCAACCCUUUGAAGGAAUUCAGCCACAUCGGGAGCAAUAAGUUUGACCAGUCAGCCAUGACAGAGCGGGACUGGGACUGGCCGAAACUGCUGCCAAGUUAUCUGGGACUGAGUCAGGUGACCUUGAGGGCCCUGCUGGCAAACAGAUGUGAUGAAGACGUCCAUGAAGACUGGCCUGUGGGUCCUUCCAGCAGUGCUGUGCCCUGUGAGGUGUCUGUGCAGAGCUGGAAGGGUGUGAGGCAGAAGUCACCCAGAUAGCAGAACUGUGGCGGAAAAUACAGACAUCGGCCCUCUCCACACACAGCAGCAAGUCAGAAAAAGUCAGACGGAAUUAGGCUAUAAUCUGCUCUUUUGUAUCUAAAGCAAACACAGGCAGUACCUCCGUUGCAACUUAAUUUGACGUUUUGAUGUGCAGAAGGAAUGUGAUAAACAGCACCACAGCUCUCGUGUUCACUGUAAUAGUUUCCCAUCAUCCUCGGGCUGUUUCUUUUUUCAAAUUUACACUUAACACCUUCCUGUGUAUAGCCUUCUCAUUUAUCAACUCUGUUUGUCCUCCUGACAAGUGGGCUGCUUUCUGAAUAUCAAUAUCAACCAAGACAAUGCAUUUGUCUGCUGCAAGUAACCUUC
Messenger RNA from Lepisosteus oculatus (spotted gar), 4091 nucleotides. NCBI's taxonomy places the organism in Eukaryota, Metazoa, Chordata, Actinopteri, Semionotiformes, Lepisosteidae. The record is from RefSeq and is a predicted model, not a curated record.